CUUGAGGACGUAGCACAGACACUGCUUCAUCUACUUGAGACUACUGACGCUUGAGUCACAGUAGGUUGUUUACCUGCGUUUAUUUUAUUUUAACAAAAACAACAAUGGAAGGAAACGUCUGCAACAUCCAGGUGCUUCUCCGGGCAGCUGAGUUUCUGGAUAGAAGAGAACGAGAGGCAGAACAUGGAUAUGCUUCAGUCCUGCCUCUCAGUCCAGGUCACUCUGAUAAGAGGAGCAAACAGAAGAGCAAGAAGAUAUCUGCUGGUGGCAAUAGGUCAGUUCACAAUGAGCUGGAAAAGAACAGAAGAGCUCAACUAAGACACUGUCUGGAGCAGCUCAAGAAACAAGUCCCUCUCUCAUCUGACUCCAUGAGGAACACCACCCUCAACUUGCUGAGACGAGCCCAGCUUCACAUAAAGAAGCUGCAGGAGCAGGAUGAGCGCGCAGAGAAACUGAAGGGCCGCCUGCGCUGGGAACAGAGAGAGCUGCGGGUUCGGCUCGAGCAGCUGCAGAGAGGCACAGAGAGGAUGAGGAACAAUAGUCAGGGCUCAACCAUGUCCUCUGAGAGGUCGGACUCCGACAGAGAGGACGUGGAGGUUGAUGUGGAGAGCAUCGUGUUUGACUGUGUUGACUCUGACGGACUGAACAUUACACACACUGACGCAGACCACUGUUACUCCAGCAUGGACAAAGCCUGGCUAUGACAGCAGUAAACCUAAGUACCUCACUUAAUGCCACCGGAUGGAGAGGAAGAGGAGAAAACAUUCCAAAAACAAGCAAAUGGAGGAUGAGGGACAAUGAAAAAAUAUGUUACUGAGCAACUGAACACUUGUUUUUUGUUUUUUCUAACGGAAGGAGUAAGUUUUGAUGUUCUCCUUUCAAAUUAUGUCAGACUACAAGCUAAACAAUAAUGAAUGAAUGAGCUGUGUCCAUUUGCACUGAAUAGCAGUUAAAAUCACUGGGCUGAGAUGGAUGUAACAUUACGCAUAUAUAUAUUUUGGCAUCGACCAUAAAUGGCUUUUUUUCCCCCUAAGCCAUGAGGUGUAACUUACAGUGAUUAUGUAAGUUUUCUAAAUCCAAAUAAGGGCUUUUUAUUCAAAACUCUUAACUUAUUCUUUACUACAGUAUGUCUAUACUGAAUUCUGCCUUAAAUCAGAUUUGGUCUAGUAGUCAAUACAGCUUCUCUUUAGCACUAAGUUCAUAUUUCAUGUCAUGUGUAGCAUGCACUUAUACAAUAAUCUGUGCUAUGUUUUGUAUUAUUGUCCUAUUAUGUAAGUUCAGUCAUGUGUUUUGUUCUUUUUCUUCUGUUGCACAAAACGACCACACAUUGCACUUGUUUUUAUCUCAGAAGGAUUGUGGGUAUAUCAAAAUGAAAAACAGUGAAGAGAAAUUAACUGGUCACCUUUGCACAUUGAUAUGUGGCAUUUACAUAACCAUGCCAAAUAUUAAUUUAGUGUAUUUGUACACAAUUCAGUCUGUGGUUAAGUGCAAGAAUUUCAAUGUCUGUGUGAAAGAUAAAUUGUGAGCAUUGCGGGUUGGGGGCUCCUUGCACAGAUCAAAUGAGUUUUCUUCACUGCUUAUAUUCUUUGCAGUGUCCAUUAGCACAACUGUACACUUCGCUGCUUGUGCAUUUGUCAAUUAAAAUGUUAAUUUUGCAUGCACCAAAUUCACCACAGUCAAGCAGGUAAUGUCUACUUGUAAUGAUUAUGCAAUUAAUGCUGUAUUACAAGUAUCUAAUCUAUUCACUGCUAUAUAUUUAAUAACUGAAGGUGCUUUUUCCCUUCAUUUUUGUAUAUGCAAGAUGCCUUAUUACCUUUUUCAUAGUAUGUAUGCAUUCAUCUGUCUCUCCGCCCAGUAAUAUUAUGUAGCAUUUUGUACUGGUGUAAUCUUUUUUUUUUAUUUUUUAUGAAUAAAUAUUUUCUAUAUUUA
This is a messenger RNA of Seriola aureovittata, 1929 nucleotides long. RefSeq names its product MAX dimerization protein 3 (gene mxd3). The record is from RefSeq and is a predicted model, not a curated record. Gene Ontology annotation, molecular function: DNA-binding transcription factor activity, RNA polymerase II-specific; RNA polymerase II cis-regulatory region sequence-specific DNA binding; protein dimerization activity. Gene Ontology annotation, biological process: regulation of transcription by RNA polymerase II. The transcript has 6 exons. The coding region runs from base 105 to 704 and encodes 199 amino acids. NCBI's taxonomy places the organism in Eukaryota, Metazoa, Chordata, Actinopteri, Carangiformes, Carangidae.